AUGCCCCAAGGCGGCACUGCUGCCAGCAGCAGCAGCCACGUCCGCCGCAUCGCCCACCGCACCCGGGACAGCUGCGCCGCCGCCCUUGCCAACACCCUCUGCUCCCUCCUCCUGGGCCUCCUCCUCGUCGCCGCCGUCGUCCUCUUCGUCCUCUGGCUCGGCCUGCGCCCACAUCGCCCGCGCUUCAACAUUGCAUCCUUCUCCGUCGCCGGCGGCCUCGACCCGGACUACAGCCCCGCCGGCACCAGCCUCGCUUUCAACGUCACGGACCGCAACCCCAACCGCCACAUCGGCAUCUACUACGACGCCAUGCAUGCCUCCGUCCACUUCUACGACGAGCUCGUCGCCUCGGGCCCGGCCUUCGCCGCCAGAUGGUACCAGCCCAACAAGACCACCACCUCCAUCACGGGCCUCCUCGAUGUCCUCGGCCCCGCCACCACCGACGCCUCCUGGCCCUCCUUCUCCGCAGCGGUCCGGUCCGGCCGAGUCCCGUUGCGCCUGCAGCUCACCACGGCCAUCCGCUUCAGAGUCACCAACGCCUUCCACUCCGGCCGCCAGAGGAUGCAUGUCAGCUGCGACCUGCUCGUCGGCGUCGACGGCAACCUGCUGCCGGAGUCCCAUGGGGCCGCCUGCGACAGAUACUUCUGA
Molecule: messenger RNA, 648 nt
Organism: Panicum hallii
Lineage: Eukaryota; Viridiplantae; Streptophyta; Magnoliopsida; Poales; Poaceae
Product: NDR1/HIN1-like protein 2
Exons: 1
Coding region: 1-648 (215 amino acids)
Biological process (GO): defense response to other organism
Source: RefSeq, a predicted model, not a curated record